UGAUUAGCGGAGAGAAUCAGUCGAGCUACGAUGCUCAGUUCGUUAACACAAUGGAUAGUUAGUCUAAUUAUCAUCAAAGGUCUCCACACAAAAUGUCCUUACGGCGCUACGUCGCAGACGCCUUUUUCAGCUGCAAUGGAACUCCGAAACAAGAAAUUAUUUGGAAAAAUUCACCGAAUACAUUCGCAUAUCAAAGACUUCAGUGAUGAGGCAACACAGGAUAGAUCUGAUCAAAAUCACGUAUGGAAUGUGGGUAAAGUUGAAUUGAUGGUGCGAGCCACCUGUGAGGGACUAGUUCCUAUUUGCAAUGAUACAGAGUACAGAGCCUUUAAUGGAGUUUGUAACAACCUGGAAAACCCUACCUGGGCCGCAGCAAACACAGGGUUUAAACGCCUGCUGCCUCCAGAGUAUGAGGAUGGGAUAGGGAAGCCUAAGGGUGGAUUCACUUUAGCUGCACGAACUGGUUUAUCAUUGCCAACUCCUCGGUUUGUAUCUCAACAGUGUACAGGACACAGCUUUAAUCAAACACAGUUUCCCUACACAGACCUUUUCACUGCUUUUGGACAAUUUUUGUCUCAUGACUUAAGUUUAUCUCCAGAAGCUACGGACCAGGGCUGCUGUUUAAAUCCUACUGGACAUGAAUGUUUUCCAAUACCAGUUCCGUCAGGCGAUUCUUUUUUCUCACAACAGAAUCAGACCUGUCUUGAUUUCAGGAGAACGGUUCCUUUUUGCAUUAAACAGGGGGAAAUCAGAGAGCAGUUGAAUUCGUUGACAUCAGUGAUAGAUGCUAACAACGUGUACGGAUCUGAUGUUGAAACCAACGCUAAACUAAGGACGAAGGUAGAUGGUCUAAUGCUGAUUAAUUCUAAUUAUACAGAUGAACUGCUUCCUGUGAUAAAUGGCUCCCUAACUGCUGGCGAAAUAAGAUUUAAAGAAUCUCCAAUGCUAGCAUCGCUUCACACUCUUUUUCUCAGAGAACAUAAUCGUUUAGCAAGAGAGGUUGCAAAGUACUCCAGCUCCAGUGAUGAUGAGUUUAUUUUCCAAACUGCCAGAAAUAUACUAAUUGCAGAAAUGCAGAGUAUUGUCUACAACGAGUAUCUACCGAUUCUCCUUGGACCGAGUCUAAUGAAAUCUAUGGAUAUUUGGAUUAAAAAAAAACCAAAAAGUUUUUAUAAUGCCUCCGUGGAUCCAAGUAUUUCAAACAGCUUUGCAACUGCAUCGUUUAGAUUUGGACACAGUAUGUUGCUGGAUAAUAUAACUCUACGAGAUGUUACAUUUGAUAAUAUUACCCAGUUCCCCCUUCACAAGGAGUUGUUCAACCCACAACUAUACUUUGCAAACAAUGGUCAAGGUGUUGAUGAAAUUAUCUAUGGUUUGAUGAAAGGAGCCUCUAAGCUCAGCGGAACAGAUUUCUCUCACGAAUUGACCGACUUGUUGUUGUUAAACGGAACCCAGUUCGGUAGUAACGAUCUUCUUUCAAGGAAUAUACAGAGAGGACGAGAUCAUGGAUUACCAGGAUACAACAGUUUCCGAGAAUUAUGUGGACUCCAAAGAAUAGAAUCAAUGAUGUCUGCUGAGCCCCCGACCUAUAUUUCAAAUAAAAAAUGGUCUCUUCUUAAACAAAUUUAUUCAACACCUGAUGAUAUAGAUCUUUAUGUUGGAGGUAAUAUGGAUAUAUAAUAAUGCUCUUCGCUCAU
Messenger RNA from Eurytemora carolleeae, 1697 nucleotides. RefSeq names its product lactoperoxidase. The transcript has 9 exons. Gene Ontology annotation, biological process: response to oxidative stress. The record is from RefSeq and is a predicted model, not a curated record. Gene Ontology annotation, molecular function: peroxidase activity; heme binding. Bases 31 to 1680 code for a protein of 549 amino acids. Lineage: Eukaryota; Metazoa; Arthropoda; Copepoda; Calanoida; Temoridae.